AUGAAUAAAUUAAAAUAUUUUUUUUUGAAGUUGUUCCUUUUUUUUGUCAUAAAUAAAUAUAUUUUAUGCAAAAAUGUAAAUUCAAUUGGUAAAGUAUCUCCAUUUAUUUUUAUUCAAGCAAAGCUAACAGAAUUAAAUGUUGCAACUCCUCCUUACACCGUUUUUAACUUUGCGACCGAAGUGAGUUCUACUCAAGAUAUCAUAGAGGAUCAUCUCAAGAAUAAAGAGAAAAAAGCUAUGAGAAGAUUUAAGCAAGAUUUGAGGAACAAAAGGGAACAUUCUGAAAACAUUUUAGCAAAUUUAUUAUCAAGUUCUUUGCAAUUUUUUGAUUUGGAAUAA
Messenger RNA from Plasmodium yoelii, 339 nucleotides. Its product is annotated as conserved Plasmodium protein, unknown function. The record is from RefSeq and is a predicted model, not a curated record. Bases 1 to 339 code for a protein of 112 amino acids. Lineage: Eukaryota; Apicomplexa; Aconoidasida; Haemosporida; Plasmodiidae. The transcript has 5 exons.